GACGUCAAACAAACUUUCUCCAUCCCAGUUCAUUAACUCUUCACAUCCGCGUCUACUGCACUCUCUUUUCCAUUACAGAAGAAAGUAAACGACGUCGUUUACCAUAUUACCUGCCCUCCUUUGAAAGUUGAAAAUUGUUAUUGUAAUUGUAAUGUGAAUGUGAAAGUCAAGCCCCUCGCUUCGCUUUCUUCAUUUUCUUUUCUUCUUCAGUUUCUCAGAACAACAGAGCGAGCGACAGAGAGAUAGAGAGAGAGAGAGAGAGCAUGGCCGUUGCUGAUCCCAAACCUCACUCCGAACCUAAGGUCUGGAAUUUCUUCAAGCUUCCUUUUCGCCAUUCAAGCACCGCUUCCAGCGGAACGACGUCGUCUUCUGCUAACCUUCAUCAUCACCACAACCCUAACAACAAUAACAAUCACAAUCCUCCCGUUGAGGGUUCCACUUCUCACUCUUCCAAUUCAGUUUCUUCUGUUGCCAGAUCGCUUCUCCCAACACGACGUCGUCUCAAGCUUGAUCCUUCUAACAAGCUUUACUUCCCUUAUGAGCCAGGAAAACAGGUUAGGAGUGCCAUCAAGAUUAAAAACACCAGUAAAUCUCAUGUAGCUUUCAAGUUUCAAACAACUGCACCGAAAAGCUGUUUCAUGCGUCCUCCUGGGGCUAUCCUUGCACCUGGUGAGAGUAUCAUAGCAACCGUGUUCAAGUUUGUAGAGCAACCAGAAAAUAAUGAAAAGCCCGAAAAAAGUGGACUCAAAUUUAAAAUCAUGAGUUUGAAGGUCAAAGGUCCAAUUGAUUACGUCCCUGAGCUGUUUGAUGAGCAGAAGGACCAGGUAGCAGUUGAGCAGAUUUUGCGAGUUGUUUUUCUAGAGCCAGAGCGUCCAAGUCCUGUUUUGGAAAAACUGAAGCGUCAGCUUGCUGAUGCUGAUGCUGCCCUUGAAGCACGUAAGAAACCUGCUGAAGAUGCGGGCCCUAAAAUUAUUGGGGAAGGGCUUGUCAUAGACGAAUGGAAAGAGAGGAGGGAAAGAUAUCUUGCUAAGCAACAGGGCGAAGUGGUUGUAGAUUCUGUAUAGGGUGUUUUUCUGGAGAUAUAUGUCGGUGUUAUCUUCAGAUAUUAGUAUUAAAAUCAAGGCGUCCAAUUCUUGGAAAAAAUUCAAAAGAAUGACAAGUGUGUACUGUAGAGAAAACUAUGCUUGGGUGUGUGUGACAUCCUCUAUGUAGAUAAAUGUCACAUUAUGUUUUCAGGCUUUUUUGUUUGUGGAAUAAUAUUUUGAUAGAUGUAUGUGAAAUGGAUCAUUCAUGUUCUCAAAUGAUUAAUGAAUGUUUUGCUGUCAAUUUAUUUUGCUA
This is a messenger RNA of Cicer arietinum (chickpea), 1338 nucleotides long. RefSeq names its product vesicle-associated protein 4-2. Gene Ontology annotation, cellular component: plasma membrane; endoplasmic reticulum membrane. Lineage: Eukaryota; Viridiplantae; Streptophyta; Magnoliopsida; Fabales; Fabaceae. Gene Ontology annotation, biological process: endoplasmic reticulum membrane organization. The record is from RefSeq and is a predicted model, not a curated record.